Molecule: messenger RNA, 933 nt
Organism: Guillardia theta CCMP2712
Lineage: Eukaryota; Cryptophyceae; Pyrenomonadales; Geminigeraceae
Exons: 9
Coding region: 1-933 (310 amino acids)
Biological process (GO): cytoskeleton organization
Molecular function (GO): actin binding
Source: RefSeq, a predicted model, not a curated record
AUGUUCAACAGUACUGUUGCGGCAGAUGUCCUCUCCGCUAACAUCUCAAGGCCUGUUAGGGACAUCGACUGGGACCCUCCGGUUUUGUUCGACCCUCGAAGUUCAGCCGCAACGCCAUCGCGCGGCCCGCUGAUUGCCGAGCUCACGGUUCAAGAUGUCCAGAAGCGUUUCCCUACAGCAUCCAUGGAAGAAAUUGAGGAAUUCGUCAGACUUCAGCAACAGAACAUUGCUCUCUUAUCGCAAAUCCGUCAGAAGCGAUCGGAGUACUGUCGUGCUAUCCGCAACAACAUGGGCGAGGUUGUCUUCACGCAUACAGCUGGAUCUCCAAGAACCAUUCAAGAGAACGGAAAGUUCAUUGUGGAGAACUAUGCUGGGUCCAACUUGAUCAAAAUCGACUGUAAGACGAAAGAGAACGUGCACAUUCGAAACUGCAGGGGGGUGGAUGGAACACUGAACAUCAAAGUCGAUGGCUUGACUAGCAACUUGUACGUCGAGAACUGCACGGGAAUCCGGGUCCUCGUCGAGGCCAUCUUGUUUUCAGGAGCAGCUGUGGAGUGCUCUAAUAUCGAUCUAGUGAUCGGCGCGGAGCUGCCAGGCUUUCUGUUGAGGAACAUCCGAGGAGCAAGUUUGACUUUCUGUCCUGACAACAUCGACGGAGCCAUCGAGUCCGUUAACUGCUCGGAAGUUUCCCUUCACUGCGUCUUCCGCAACGGCUUCCUUACACUAAACACACAUGAUCUCGUCAACGCCAGCGCCAAGUACAUCGCCACCCUCCCUUCCACCGUCUGCACUCGCAUCAUCCGCACGCGAGGAGAGGCGAACGCUGUGGUCAAGCACGAGGCAAGGGCUCGGGGGUCCAUCGAGAACGACAUAGAGAUAGAGUGGAAGAAAAGGAUGAAAGGGAAAUUGAGCCAAGAGGUUUACGGGCUGUAG